UCCUUCCACGCGUUCUUUUUUUCAAGCGCUUCGAGCAUGGCUUGAGGCACGUCGGCACUUGCAGGCUCAGCUCAGUUCUCAAUUUAGUUUCGACAUGUUGUGUUCACGACAAAUCGCGUUUUUAAAAAGUUUCUUGCUUUUAACCGGCACCUUGGUGUUGUUGCUGCUGUAUAGCAGCACCACUGAGGCAUACUCGGGUCUAAUAGCGGCCGACCCAGAUAACCCGGGCAAAUGUAUUUAUCGCGGCGAUGAGCUGAAGCUUGGCGUGAAUCUGGGUAUAGCGCCGUGUCAGCGCCUCACUUGCAAUGAGGACGGCUCAAUAUUUAUUGAGGGUUGCGGCCGGUUACGCAUCGAGAACUGCAACAACGGCGAGCGCAUACACAUGGAUAAACCGUUUCCGGAAUGCUGCAAGCUGCGCUACAAGUGCAAGAAGCCCGACGGCUCGCCGUACUACAUUGAGCGCGAUGCCUUCGGCAGCGAUCAGCAGAACAAGCUGAAGCGCUGACUGGAGAGCAGCAGCGCG
This is a messenger RNA of Bactrocera latifrons, 523 nucleotides long. RefSeq lists its product as uncharacterized. The transcript is spliced from 3 exons. Bases 95 to 505 code for a protein of 136 amino acids. Lineage: Eukaryota; Metazoa; Arthropoda; Insecta; Diptera; Tephritidae. The record is from RefSeq and is a predicted model, not a curated record.